UUCAUUCUUUUGUGUGUGGAUAUCCAGUUGUCAAAACACCAUCUGUUGAAAUAACUAUUGUUUCCCAUUGAAUGUUCUUGACACUGUUCUCAAUAACAAAUAUCUCUAGAUAUAUGGGCUUAUUUUUGGACUCUCACUUCUACUGGAUUGAUCUGUGGGUGUAUCCUUAUGCCAGUACCACACCGUUUUGACUGCUGGCAAAGGCAGCAAUUUCAGACUAUAGAACAGAAAACUGAGGAGCUUGACAAAGACACUGGGAAAAGUUUCCUGGUAAUAGCCAAGAUGUGAAUGGUCUUCAAGGUGCAUAAAAGACAACUGUUGAAAAGAAACGGGGUGAUUAGCAUCUCCAUAGACAAACAUAGUCACAUUAUCUUGGAAGAAUUUUAGGUAAGACAUCCAAAAUAUUAGGCAACAGUGAAAUAUAGGCAAGAACAGAAUGAAACAAAGAAUGAGAGUGGCUAAAGGGCAGGGCUUGGAGGAAACACCCUCUGCCUGCCAUGUGUGCAGAUGAUGAGAAAGAAUGGUGGGUCAGUUCAGGAAAGCUCUUGAAAGGGUUGUUGAGAAAAUUCCCACUCUCUCCAACCAGACCUUCUUGGUUUACCCAGCACUCCCACCCCCAGGGAGGAGCCAGAAGUGAUUCUUUGUGAUGUCUAAGCUCACACCCACCCACCCAGCAUAUCCCCUACUGGCUGGGGCAAGUGCCUAACUGAACAAACAAAGCCAAAGGGUGUGACUCCUCAUUGUACCACUAAGGGGUAUUUUACAGUCUGGUCAGGAGCUCUGGAGAAGACCAUUGGGAGGUUUCAACAUGGCUAAAGUUACCAGGAAGCCAGAGGGAGCGAGCACAGUUAUGAAACAACCAACACUAAGCAAGACAACCCCAAACACAAAAACGAAGAAGAGAAAGAACCACUAUCAACCCAGAUCCACAGGGACUGGCAAGGUAAACAAGAUACAGAGGGGAAUAAAAAGACUGCUUUGUGGAAAGUCAAGAAAAAGAUCCUCUCAUAUUAGUACAACAAUUCCAAGGAAGGUGAAGAGAGUGAAAAAAGCCAAGAAGUUUCGGCCUUUUACAAAAAUUGAGUAGUAGCCUACACUCAAAUCACUGAGUUCAGGCCCAGAAGACCCUGCCAAAUGACAAUCCUACAAGGUCUAACACCAUAUGGAACAGAGAUAAUGAUGAUUAAAAUAAAAUCGACAACCUU
This is a messenger RNA of Panthera uncia (snow leopard), 1205 nucleotides long. RefSeq lists its product as uncharacterized. The record is from RefSeq and is a predicted model, not a curated record. NCBI's taxonomy places the organism in Eukaryota, Metazoa, Chordata, Mammalia, Carnivora, Felidae.